AUGGUAUUGAAGCUGUACUCCGUGGCUGAUGGCCCUCCAUCCCUGUCCUGCAGACAAACCCUAGCAGCUUUAGAUAUACCCUUCGAGCUUGUUGAUGUGAACUUUAAUAGUGGAGAACACAUGACUGAGGAAUAUGCGAAGCUGUACUCCGUGGCUGAUGGCCCUCCAUCCCUGUCCUGCAGACAAACCCUAGCAGCUUUAGAUAUACCCUUCGAGCUUGUUGAUGUGAACUUUAAUAGUGGAGAACACAUGACUGAGGAAUAUGCGAAGUUGAAUCCACAAAAAGAAAUUCCAGUUCUGGUCGAUGACGAAUUCUGCCUAAGCGAAAGCGUGGCCAUCAUGCAGUACGUUUGUGAUAGGUACAAACCGGAUUCGCAAUUGUAUCCGAAGGAGCCUAAAGCAAGGGCAUUAAUAAAUCAUCGGUUGCUGUUCAAUCUGACUACAUACUACGCUAGCAUAGCUCCUUACGCAAUGGCACCGAUAUUUUUUGACUACGAACGUACCCCUGGCGGUCUGAAAAGAGUUUACAUGGCAAUGGAGAUUUUCGAGACAUAUCUUAAUCGUCUGGGAACAACUUAUGCAGCCGCAGACCACUUGACAAUUGCUGACUUUCCGCUUAUCAACAGCACUAUGGUCUUGGAAGCUAUUGAUGUUGAUUUCUCGAAAUAUCCAAAGAUUACUAAAUGGUACAAUGAAUUUAAGAAGAUUCAUCCGUCGUUAUGGAAGAUCUCUUCAGAUGGAAUGAAAGAAAUUCAAUAUUUUGAAGCAAAUCGGCCUGAUUUAUCACAUCUGAAUCACCCCAUUCACCCUGCUAGAAAAGCCAAGACGUAA
Molecule: messenger RNA, 831 nt
Organism: Arctia plantaginis
Lineage: Eukaryota; Metazoa; Arthropoda; Insecta; Lepidoptera; Erebidae
Source: the annotation of a GenBank genome assembly